Molecule: messenger RNA, 558 nt
Organism: Gongylonema pulchrum
Lineage: Eukaryota; Metazoa; Nematoda; Chromadorea; Rhabditida; Gongylonematidae
Source: the annotation of a GenBank genome assembly
CAAAAUGCUGAUGGUGACCGGAAAGGAAAUUUACAUGCUCGUGAUAUUGAUGCCCAUUGGAUCCAACGUUCACUGUCCAAAUUCUACAAAGAUCCCAUAGUGGCACAGCAAAAAGUCAACGAAGUACUUCAAGUUUUGAAGGAAGCUUCGGAUGACCGCGAUUGUGAGAAUCAGCUUGUUUUGCUGCUGGGCUUCGAUCAGUUUGAAUUUAUCAAAGUGCUUCGACAACAUCGGCAAAUGAUUCUCUAUUGUACACUUCUGAAACAAGCCCAAGAAGGUAAAGAGCGCGAGAACAUCGAAAAAGAAAUGCUCAGCCGCCCCGAUUUGCAUCAGAUCCUUGCUGAACUCCAUGAAACUGAAAGCGCCGAUACUGUUGAAGUUAGUUUCUUUUUUACUUCAAAUGAAAAUUAUGAUACGUUUGGGGAUGAAACAAAACCGAAAUUUAAUUUUAUUUUCGGUCUUCUCCUCAUUUUCUAUUGUUUUUUUCUUUUUAUUUGCUUUUCACUUUUUUAUUGCAAAAGGAAGAAAGUGCUGACAGCAAGGAAACGAAGUUGUUAG